CUCAUUUGAAUAUCUCAACACCUCGGCAAUGGACACACUUACGAUAUAUGCAAUAACCGUGGGUGCUUUACUUCUGCUGUUGAUCACGCAUAGACUCCUAAACAUGGCUUCGCACUGGAGAGACGCAUUUCGAGCCUUUUUUUGUCGCCAUAUGGUCUAUCCUUGCGUCAUUUCUCGCCAUUAUUUUUUCGGCCCGUGGUCACGAAUUGUUGUUUGUUUCUAUCUAGUCUACAUGACUUUGAACUCUGUCGUACUCUUCUACAACUCACAUACAAUUUCAUUAGAAAGCGUUGGGCGACGUGCUGGAUCUCUUUCCAUUGUGAACAUGAUCUUUCCCUUGCUAGCAGGCCAUUUAAGCCAUUCAGCAGACCUUUUGGGGCUUUCAUUGACACUCUACCGGAAGAUACAUCGAGCUUCAGGGUGGAUGGCUAUAGGACUAGUCAUUCUCCAUGCCGGUGCCUUAUACUCCGAUAUGAAAAUCUCUAGUUCAGUCUCAGAUGGUGACAAGCUUUUUGUGAUUAUAGCUGCAGGCUGCUUAGGGGCCCUUGGUCUGACGGCUCUCCCACUCGUGCGGCGAAUUUCGUUUGAAAUCUUCAUUCGAGUACACCAAGGUCUGACAAUAGUCUGUGUUUACGGUAUUUGGAGACAUAUCCCAAAAGACUCUUUACUUCCGGAGCUUUAUAUUUUGAUAGGAGUCAGUCUUUUUGCUACCACUUCAAGUACGUACCUCAUAAAGUUGCUUUACCGGAAUGGUAUAUUUUCAGGAAAUGGAUGUCCACGAGCAAUUUUAUCAAGCAGCAACUGCGACUUGGUCAAAGACAGAGAAAAAGCGGGCGCCCUAUUUAAUAUCCGUCUACUUUUGCCAAGGCCAGUCACAGUAAAGGCCGGUCAGUAUAUCAAUUUGUGGCUUCCUUCAGCCACUAUGGGGUCUUGGAUGCAGACGCAUCCAUUCACCAUCAUAUCCUGGUCGCAAAAGCCACAAUCGUCAAUAGAGCUUUUGAUCCAGCCACGAAAAGGCCUGACCGCUACGCUUGCACACCAAGUACAGAAUGCGGGUCCUAGGGGAUAUUCCUGCCUAGCUGUGUAUAGUGGUCCUCAUGGGCUCAGCGAGCCUGUUGAAAGCUACGAAACUGUCCUUCUUGUCGCGAAUGAGGCUGGUCUUUCAGCUGUGUUGCCUUACGCGAAAAAGCUGAUCCAUGGUUAUAACACAUGCACUUCUCAUGUUCGUCGAGUGCAUCUUCUGUGGCAAAUGAUGACGUAUUGGAUAACGGCUACCAUAUCAAUUUAUGUUGGAGAGGGUGCUAAACUGCGUGAUAUCCCUUUCGGAAGACAUGAACGAGCAUUCCUCUAUCAAGGAGUCCCUGAUUAUUCAUCAAUUAUUUCCGGGGAGGUGUCUGGCGAGAACAUUGAUAAGACAUCACGUAUAAGGGACACCCAGGGCAAAUUACUUAUAAUGGGCCAAGUCCGAGAUCGAUUGCGGAAUAUCAUCCGUGGCCAUCUGGACCAGGAUAUUCGCAUGGCAGAACUUGAGUACCAAUUGUAA
Molecule: messenger RNA, 1543 nt
Organism: Penicillium malachiteum
Lineage: Eukaryota; Fungi; Ascomycota; Eurotiomycetes; Eurotiales; Aspergillaceae
Product: ferric reductase family protein
Exons: 5
Coding region: 29-1543 (504 amino acids)
Biological process (GO): intracellular iron ion homeostasis; iron ion transport; copper ion import
Cellular component (GO): plasma membrane
Molecular function (GO): ferric-chelate reductase activity
Source: RefSeq, a predicted model, not a curated record